AUGAAACAUGAUCGCCGGCAAAGGCAUUUAUUAUAGAUACAUCGUCCGCUUGUAAACCUACAGAAAUUAAUGAUGAAAAUUAUUUCUAUCGUAUUUUUAUGAAUGAAAUAAUAAAUUAUUUUUAAAGAAGUAAUUAAAAACGCCAAUGCAUUUUUAGACCUUGUCGACCAAACUGAAUGGAAAAAACAGGUGCACGGAUUAUAUCUAUUCUCCGUGUAUAUGUAAUAUGGGAUAGAUCAAACGAAGAUAACAGAGCGAAAAAGAAGAAAAAACAAACAAACAAAAAUAUUCCGUCGUGUUUUUGCAACGAAUUGUACAAAUAAAUGUCCCUAUUGUAAUCCUAUCAACAAAACUAUUAACUAUCCCGCAAUUACUUUUAUUGCAGCUUAUGGUACAUUAUUCAUUCAUAUGCGUUCGAGCAAGAAUGUUUAUGAACGAAAUAUGUGAAUGUCAAAUAUGUCAUAUAGAUAGUCAUUUAUAAUAAGUUUAUAUGACAUUUUUUAUUUUAUCAUGUUAUAUAGAUUAUUCAUAUUAAUUAAGUCGCUUCCUUAUUUAAUAUGUACGAAAAUAUCGACACAUAAUCUUAUUAUAUAAAUAUUGAUUGAAUCUAUGUGCUACCUUUAACGAAACUAAUUGGGAAUACUUUUGGUAUCUUGCAUACAAAUGAACAACAAGAAAACGUGCUUUAAAUUAAAAUUGUCAUACAUGAAUACAAUAAUAACCCCACCCCUUCAAGAUCCUUGAAGUGUUUCUAUCUAUAUAUACUAAUAGAACGCAAUCAAAAAAAAGGUUUAGUCGAUCUGGUGCCUUAUUUGAGAAUAGAGUGUUACUUCGUAUAAACCAAUAUUUUAUUUAUCCGUUCAUACAACGGACGUGAAGUCUUCAAAGCUUGAUUAGUCGAUUUUUAAAAUCGAUCUAUGAUACAAAGGAAAAUCAAAAAGAAACUCCAAAGGAAGAUAAAGGAAGAAUCCAUAAAUAAGAUAAACAUUUAUUUGUUUCUUCUUUUCUUUGAAUUUUAAUUUUUUGUUUCGAUUAAAUACAUUCUAAUAAAUUUUAACAUCGCCAAAUCAACGUGCACUCGUUCUUACGCACUCACUCCAGCGCUCGUGGAAGAACGCCAUGCCCUUAAGUAAUACACAGAUCUGGGAACUAACAACAUCUAACUCAUGGAUCUAUGUCGUUGCGUUGAUCUUCCUUUACGUUAUAUAUAUUCUGAGAAACUACAUUCGACUCGUUAAAAUCACACUUAGUCUCGAUGGACCACCGGCAUUGCCGCUGAUUGGUAAUAUCCAUUAUUACUUUAAACCAAAUGUUAUGAAUGAAAUGAAAAAAUAUUCAACGUAUAAUAUAAUCAGACUUUGGGUGACUUUUAUACCAUAUCUAGUGAUCAUUCAACCUGAAGACAUUCAAAUAAUACUCAGUAGCUCGAAACACACACGUAAACCUUUUAUUUAUUCUAUAUUUAGGAAUUUUCUUGGAAAUGGAUUAAUAAUAAACGACGGUGAAGCCUCUAAAAUGCAUCGGAAUAUCAUUCAAAAGGCUUUCAACGUUCAUGGACUCGAAAAGUUCGCUGAAAUCUUUGUCGAGCACGCCGAAUAUUUGACAUCAGUAUUACGCGAUAUUGUUAAUCAGGACAUGAAUAUUACUAAAUUAAUCAAUGACGUCGUCUAUAAUAUACAGGCAGAAACUGUCCUAGGCUUAAAAUUGAUUAAAGAGAACAAAAAGAAUAAUGAAACGUGCGAACUGCCCUUCAAAGUGAACGAAAUGUUCGCACCUUAUCGUUUUAAGAGACCGUGGCUAUUAUUCGAGUCAUUAUAUAAAUUGACUAAGAAGUCGCAAAUUGAUAAGCAACAAUUAAACAAUAAUAUUGCCUAUUGUUACGAUAUUAUUAAAAAGAUAGAAAAAUCUAAGCGUCUAAAUUCUUACGAUAUGACAAACGAUGAAACGCAAACGGAAAACGGAAGGAUGUCUCUGUUGGAGUUCAUGGUCAACAUGAAACAAAAGUAUUCGUAUUUCAAUGACGAAGCCAUCUUAAACGAAUGCAGUACAUUUAUGCUGGCUGGUUUAGAAUCCGUCAGCACGGCAACGGCAUGCAUGCUCUUUCUAUUGGCAAAUCAUUCCGAAUGCCAGAAAAAAUGUGUUGACGAGUUGGAUGAAAUUUACAACAAUAACGCUACUUUAACGUCGUUUAAGUCUUUGAAAGAGAUGAAAUAUUUGGAGAUGUGUAUAAAAGAGACGCUCAGACUUUAUCCCGUCGUACCGGUAAUAGCCAGAUGCCUCACUGAAGAUAUAAAAAUUGGUGGUCGAAUAAUACCGACUGGUACUUCCGUUUUGAUCUCACCUUAUCUUACGCAUCGAAUACCACGAUAUUAUUUAGAUCCGGAAUCCUUUAAACCAGAACGUUUUGAUCCACAAAACUCUAAAGAAAAAUUGCAUCCAUAUGCUUAUAUUCCUUUUAGCGCUGGUCCUAAGAAUUGUAUCGCAUACAAAUUUGCGAUAUUAGAAAUGAAAGUACUCGUUAGUUCAAUUCUUCGAAAUUUUGUAUUGGAACCCAUUGCGAACAAAAAUAAGAUAUAUGUCAAAUAUAGAAUGACUUUACGAGCGCAAGGUGGUCUGUGGAUCAAAUUCAGAUUACGAAAGACAAUGUAAUAUAAAAAAAUGAUUAUGAAGGAAAACAUACUGACAAUGUAUAAUUAAUAAAUAAUUAUUCAUUA
Vespa crabro (European hornet) is the source of this 2714-nucleotide messenger RNA. Its product is annotated as probable cytochrome P450 4aa1. Gene Ontology annotation, molecular function: iron ion binding; oxidoreductase activity, acting on paired donors, with incorporation or reduction of molecular oxygen; heme binding. Lineage: Eukaryota; Metazoa; Arthropoda; Insecta; Hymenoptera; Vespidae. The record is from RefSeq and is a predicted model, not a curated record. Bases 1120 to 2649 code for a protein of 509 amino acids. The transcript has 8 exons.